AUGUCAAUUCGCACUCUCAGAAUCGGCCUCAUCCCCGGUGACGGCAUCGGCAAGGAAGUCAUCCCCGCCGGCCGCCGCAUCCUCGAGGCCCUCCCCGCCUCGCUCAAGCUCAAGUUCGACUUUGUCGACCUCAAGGCCGGCUUCGAGGCCUUUGAGCAGACCGGCUCGGCGCUGCCCGAGGCCACCGUCGAUGUGCUGCGCAACGAGUGCCAGGGCGCCCUCUUCGGCGCCGUCAGCUCGCCCACCCACGCCGUCAAGGGCUACUCGUCGCCCAUUGUCGCCCUGCGCAAGCGCCUCGACCUCUACGCCAACGUGCGCCCCGUCAAGACCGUCAUGACCGCCAAGAAGCCCAUCGACAUGGUCAUUGUGCGCGAGAACACCGAGGACCUGUACGUCAAGCAGGAGACGACGCGCGACACCCCCGACGGCAAGGUUGCCGAGGCCAUCAAGCGCAUCUCCGAGAAGGCCUCGUUCCGCAUUGCCGCCAUGGCCGGCGACAUUGCGCUGCGCCGCCAGAAGAUCCGCGAGUCCACCCCCAGCAUCCACAGCAAGCCCCUCGUCACAAUCACCCACAAGUCCAACGUCCUGUCGCAGACCGACGGCCUGUUCCGCACCGCCUCCAAGCAGGCCCUGUCCGACCCCAAGUACGCCUCCGUCGCCAUUGAAGAGCAAAUCGUCGACUCCAUGGUCUACAAGCUGUUCCGCCAACCCGAAGACUACGACGUCAUCGUUGCCCCCAACCUGUACGGCGAUAUCCUCUCCGACGGCGCUGCCGCCCUUGUUGGCAGUCUCGGCCUCGUUCCCAGCGCCAACGUCGGCGAGGGCUUUGCCAUUGGUGAGCCUUGCCACGGCAGCGCUCCUGACAUCCAGGGCAAGAACAUUGCCAACCCCAUCGCCACUCUGCGAAGCGCUGCCCUGAUGCUUGAGUUCCUUGAGGAGCCCGAGGCUGCUGCCAAGAUUUACGCUGCUGUUGAUGCCAACUUGGAGGAGGGCAAGCUGCUGAGCCCUGACUUGGGUGGAAAGGCCACCACUGAUGAGGUUGUUGAGGAUAUCCUGAGACGCCUAUAAACGGUGUCGCUUACUAGAAACAACAAUCAAUAAAGUAAAAAUUGGCGUGCAAAUGCAGAAUGCUAUUAUUACGUCUCUUAAAAGUUUUGAUUGAGUAGCAUUAAUGGUAAAAUCACCGGGGUGUAUACCUGGACUGAGAAGAAAUAAAGCAAUCUUGAAUAAAAGAAAUAAAGUAAAGCCAUAUUGAUAGAAGAGAUUCUCUUAGUGGCCGACCAAGCAAAUUUGGCUAUCCAGCCUGUAAAUAGUCACCCCAAUAGUUUCCAACGAGACGGUAGAAAAGAAAAUUACCAUAUUAU
Molecule: messenger RNA, 1364 nt
Organism: Trichoderma asperellum CBS 433.97
Lineage: Eukaryota; Fungi; Ascomycota; Sordariomycetes; Hypocreales; Hypocreaceae
Gene: LYS12
Product: homoisocitrate dehydrogenase
Biological process (GO): tricarboxylic acid cycle; L-lysine biosynthetic process; isocitrate metabolic process
Cellular component (GO): mitochondrion
Molecular function (GO): isocitrate dehydrogenase (NAD+) activity; NAD binding; homoisocitrate dehydrogenase activity
Source: RefSeq, a predicted model, not a curated record